CAUCUUCCUGACUGCUCAUGUGAUCGUUCGACUGUGUAGUCCGGGUAGUUUAGUUGGAUUUUUGAUUCCCGGUUAAUUUCAUCAAAAUGAAGAAAUAUGUGAUCGUCAUUAUUGCUGACAUUUGAACUCAAUCGAAUCUGUGUGCAGGGUCGUGUCGUCAUGUCGAGCAAAUACCCGAUAGUGGUGCAGGGCGAGGCAUCGGAGACGGACUCGGAUGAGGAGGUCUACAUCACCUCCCUGCCCGCUCCCCACACCUCCAUUGUGGGGGCCAAGGUUGCAGGCGAAGCUUCUGAAACUGACAGUGAGGAUGAAGCAGAGGAUGUAGAUCCAGGUUCUGCACGGACUUAUGAAAAGACGCAGGUUCUCAGACGAGAUCUACCGGCACUUAUUGUCGUGAGAGAUCACCCUGAUAUACAGUCAAUAGUGGAGGACAGACCAAGCCCCACACAUAAACCUUUUGGGGACACUUUAUUACAGCAGAAGUUGCAGGAGUCCAACAGCCGACUGUAUUCGGACGUGGGCCAGAUGCUGCGACAUGUUUAUGGCAGUGCCAGCAAGGAGGUGCGCAGUGCCACGGUGCAGCUCACGGCCUCACAGAGCGCCGUCAUCAGUGCCUCCCACAGCAUCCGACUGAUCUUGGACGACCUGAAAGCCGUGUCUGAGAAGAUUGACAUCAUCACCAGCUGUCAGAUACUGCCCGAUAUCAAGUUCAACCAUUCCGACGAUGACGCCGCUCCUUCACCUGAAACAAAUGAAUAUCAGUAGAUGACAUGCGAGCAGAAUGUUGGAUUUUUGGGAGGUUAAAAACUGUUUACAAAGUGUGCAUGUAUAAUAAAAAACUAAAUAGC
Messenger RNA from Nerophis lumbriciformis (worm pipefish), 848 nucleotides. It is a transcript of the gene bloc1s3, whose product is annotated as biogenesis of lysosomal organelles complex-1, subunit 3. The record is from RefSeq and is a predicted model, not a curated record. Gene Ontology annotation, cellular component: BLOC-1 complex. NCBI's taxonomy places the organism in Eukaryota, Metazoa, Chordata, Actinopteri, Syngnathiformes, Syngnathidae.